AUGCUGGAGGAACGCGAUGACGAUCAAGAGGAGGAGUUUUACACUGAGGACGUCAACUACAUUCAUAGCCAGGGUUACUACAAGAACAACCCCAAUAUGUCCUAUCGAAGCACGAAUGUAGAGAACCCCCAGGACCAAGUCUAUCCUCCUCAAGCCAACACGUCUGGUCAAGGAAAGAUGUACCCAACUAAACCACGUGAUGGGUCCGCAAGAACCUGGAGUCAAGCAGAUGCUUCAGCAACUACUUCAGGACAGUCUACCGGAAACGUGGAUCUCAACAAGCGACUAUCUGAGAUCAAUGGGAGAAUCGACUUCUCGCACCACGACCUUCAGACUAAGAUUGAAGCUCUCACAAGUAGAAUCCAUCAGCUUGAACACAAAGGCGGAACAGCUUCCUCAUCCAGAACGCAAGGUCAACUUCCGGGUAAAGCAGAGCAGAAUCCCAAGGAAUACGUACAAGCAAUUACAUUGAGAAGUGGACGCGCUUUACCUCCAAGAACAGGACCCGCACCAGUCAAUGAGGACAUUGAGGAACAAGAGGAGGAGAUUUCAGUUGAAACUGAAGCCACGGCACCUGUGACUGAAGAGGAACCACCAGUUCAAGAGAAAGAGAAAGCACCAGAGGAAGUGCAAAAGAAGAAGAAAGCCCCAGCUUUCGUUCCUCCUCCUUACAAACCGCAACUUCCCUUUCCUUCGAUUCAAGAAACAACAGCUUGA
Molecule: messenger RNA, 717 nt
Organism: Microthlaspi erraticum
Lineage: Eukaryota; Viridiplantae; Streptophyta; Magnoliopsida; Brassicales; Brassicaceae
Source: the annotation of a GenBank genome assembly